AUGAGUGCCUGGGCCGAGGCGACCGCGCCAGACGGCCGCAAAUACUUCUGGAACAAGCAAACCAAGCAGACAUCAUGGAGCAAGCCCGACGACUUCGAUGCUCCGGCGACACCAGCAGGUCCGAAUGGUAGUGCCAGCGACUGGAGUGAAGCAAAAGCGCCUGAUGGUCGAGCAUACUACUACAACAAGGUCACAAAGGAGACAAGAUGGGACAGACCAGCUGUCAUGGAUCAGGCACCUCGCCAAAACGCUCGUCCAGACUUUGUGGCAGGUAGAGGUCAGGACUACGGCCGUCCAGACAGAUCCGAAGAUCGCAUGACGAGGCGGGACGACCGUAUGGCUGGUCUGCCAAACAAGCCAAUUUUCGACCGCGAAGGCCCAAGAGGCGGCGGCGGUGGCAUGCCAUGGGAGAACCGGCGGGAUGACGUUGGCUUCAGGGGACCAAUGCCAGCGAAGAACGACGAGCCUGACUAUGCCACCCACGAACAAGCAGAAGAGGCCUUCUGCAAGUUGCUCAAGCGUCACAACAUCUCACCCGACACCGAGUGGCAGGAUGCCUUGCGUGUUGUUGUGCGCGACCGGGAGUACCGCGCCAUCAAGGACCCCAAGGAGCGAAAAGUGGCAUACGAGAAGUACUGCCAAGAAGUGCGUGCACAAGAGAAGGGCAAGGAGAAGGAGCGCAAAGAAAAGUUGCGUGAAGACUUCCGUAAGAUGCUACGGACCCAUGAGGAGAUCAAGCAUUACACGCGCUGGAAGACUGCAAGACCAAUGAUCCAGGGCGAGUAUGUCUACAAGCAGGCUGGAGAUGAUGAUGAGCGCAAGCGCAUGUUCGAUGAGUACAUCCUUGAGCUGAAGAAGAAGCACGCCGAAGAAGAGUCUGCCCGCCGCAAGACUGCCAUCGCCGAGCUCGACUCCAUGCUCAGAGUGCUGAUCGUCGAUCCUGAUACCAGAUGGAACGACGCCGAAGAGAAGAUCACGACAAGCGACCGCUUCGUCUCCGAAGACAUCUUCCGAGCACUCAACAAGCUUGAUGUGUUCUAUGCGUUCGAGAACCACAUGAAGGCCUUGGAGCGAGUCGCCAACGAGAAGCUGCAGCAGGAGAAGCGCUUGAAGCGACGCCGAGAGCGCCAGGCUCGUGAUGGCUUCAGACAAUCGCUCAACGACAAGCUGAGAGAAGGCAAGAUCAAGGCUGGCAGCAAGUGGCAGGACGUGCACUCCUCUUUCGCUGACGAUCCGCGAUUCACUAGCUAUGUCGGCAUGCCAGGCAGUGACCCUCUGGACCUGUUCUGGGACAUUGUCGAAGACGAAGAGCGCAAGCUACGCUCCAAGCGCAACGACGCGAUGGACGUGUUGGAAGACAGACGCUACGAGAUGACCCUCGACACCACCUUCGACCAGUUCAUGGACGUCAUGCAGUCUCACCCAAAGACAUCGGUCUUGAAAGAUGACGAGCUGAACUUGAUCUAUUCAAGACUCAUGGACAAGAUCAAGAAGCGUCACGAAGACAGCAAGCUCGAUGCCGAGCGCCAUAAGAGAGACAUCAUCGAUGGCAUCAGAACACAGAUGAAGCGCAAUAGACCAGCCAUCCGGCUUGAGGACACCCUUGAGGAUGUUACACGACUGCUUGCAGGUACUCGCGACUGGGAAGCUGCUGAUGACGACAUGAGGGCGACUGCCUACGAGAAGUACAUGCGCCGACUCAAGGAGAGAGAUGAGCACGAGCGCGAUCGAGCACGCCGUGACCGAGACGACAGAAAUGGUGCACGACGCGACGACCGUGAUCGCUCCCGAGAUCGUCGCCACCGAACUCGUACGCCCGAGAUCGAUGCUUACGAAGCUGACAGACGCAAGGCCCAGGAAGCUCGCGAGAGAUCGUACCGCAAGCCUUCGUUUGGCCUCACCCCACCACCACGCGAUCGCCGAGAUGACCGAUACAUCUCGCGUGAGGACGAUCGUAGACACGACCGUCGAGAUGGCGUGUCUGUCUAUGAGCGCGAGAGACGUGAGAGAGAGCUGGAACGCGAGCGGAGCUACAUCAGUCGCGCUGAUCCACGUGACAAGGGUAAGACUUUGGACUAUGGUGAUGAAGAUGCCGUUGGCAGUCGUCCAGGAUCCGUGCGCAAGCGUCGCGAGUCUGAUGGCAGCAUGCGUGAGAGCAAGCGAUCACGCCGUGCUGAGAGUGCUGGUGUGCUGAAGGACGAAGAGCCUGCUCUUCAGUCUGGUUCCGAGGAGGGUGAAAUUGAAGAAGUCUGA
Messenger RNA from Fulvia fulva, 2253 nucleotides. RefSeq names its product Pre-mRNA-processing protein prp40. The coding region runs from base 1 to 2253 and encodes 750 amino acids. NCBI's taxonomy places the organism in Eukaryota, Fungi, Ascomycota, Dothideomycetes, Mycosphaerellales, Mycosphaerellaceae. Gene Ontology annotation, cellular component: U1 snRNP; U2-type prespliceosome. The transcript has 2 exons. Gene Ontology annotation, molecular function: protein binding; RNA binding. The record is from RefSeq and is a predicted model, not a curated record. Gene Ontology annotation, biological process: mRNA cis splicing, via spliceosome.